Messenger RNA from Sciurus carolinensis (gray squirrel), 1747 nucleotides. RefSeq names its product dysbindin domain containing 1 (gene Dbndd1). Gene Ontology annotation, cellular component: cytoplasm. Bases 188 to 679 code for a protein of 163 amino acids. Lineage: Eukaryota; Metazoa; Chordata; Mammalia; Rodentia; Sciuridae. The record is from RefSeq and is a predicted model, not a curated record. The transcript is spliced from 4 exons. Gene Ontology annotation, biological process: negative regulation of protein kinase activity.
GGGGACCCGGGACCCGCAGCAGCUGCGCGCCCCGCCCCGCGGGCUCCUCCCCGCCGCCGCGGCCCCCAGGCUGCUGCCCCGAUGCGCUGCGCCCGGAGCCCGGGCCGAGUCGCCGCUGCAGCUGUUGGGGCGCCCGGGCCGGGUGACGCCACCGCCGCCCGCGCCCCUUCCAGACCCCGCUGUCCGCAUGGAUCCCCCGGAGGGCGCUGGUCCCGGAGAGAUCAUUAAGGAGGUGGAGGCGCCACAGGCUGCCCUGGGUGUCCCAGCUCAUGGGACAGAGGACAGCUGCCAUACACCUGUGGCCGAGGAGGAGGUGGGCAUCCCAAUACCAGCACCAGGGCUCCUGCAGGUCACGGAGAGGAGGCAGCCCCUGAGCAGCGUCUCCUCUCUGGAGGUCCAUUUUGACCUCUUGGACCUCACUGAACUAACAGACAUGUCAGACCAGGAGCUGGCCGAGGUCUUUGCCGACUCUGACGACGAGAACCAGACCAGUGAAUCCCCGGCAGGUGAGGCUAUGGCAGGUCUGCACCCACUGCCUAGGGCUGGCUGCCUGCGUUCCCCCUCUUGGACGAAGACAAGGGCUGAGCAGAACCGUGAGAAGCAGCCCCUCAGUGACCCAGAGCGACAGGCUGCCAUUGUGGACACGUUUCUCACCGUGGAGGGACCCAAGGAGGACUAGCCAUCUCCAUCAGCUCCAGAGACACCACAGGCCUGACGCUGGACCACCACCGGGAUGGCAAAGCAAGACACUCCAGACCCAGGACACUCUCCGCCCCUCCACCCCGCCCCACAAGCCUUCUGACAUCAGGUCAGGGUAGGGUUGCCAGGGCAGGCCUCAGGUCACCCCAGCACAAGCACAGCCCAGUGGCCUUAUAUCCAGCUGGUUUCCGGGCCCUGGAACAGGGGCCAUACCACCUGGAGUCACUGCUUGAGGAUGAAGCAAGGAAUGAACAAUGGUGGCUUAGGCCUUCUGAAAACUUCCGUCUGUAGCAGCAAUGCUCUUGUCUAUAACAAGAUUCCCCAGCAGGCUUGGGUGAGGGGGACCCAAGUCUAUGAAAGCCACUCCAAGACCCCCUGGGGUCUCCGAUCUCAGCAUCUCUUCAUGCCACCAAGCUUGGAAGCCACAGGUGGUUUGGCAGUGGCUCCCGGGGCACUAUGCCCCCGCAGGCCAAGCACUGGGGGGCUCAGUCCAAAAACUUUCACCCUGAUUUCAACCUUGUUCCCUCCAUCUGCCCAAGGGAGGCACUGUUGGUACCAGGUCCCCUUCCCCAGGCCCCCCUCUACGACUUGUGCCUGCUUCUCUUGGUCCCUGGGUGUGAAAGCCCAAGGCUGAGGGCCUGGCCCAUCUCCUCCCUAGCUCAGAACACCAAAUAUUGCCAGACUGCCUCAGAACUCAGCAACACCUCCCAGACCAACACCUCCCAACACCUCCCACAUCUAUUACAAGGGCACCUACUUGUGUCUGUUUUCCACAUCCCACUGCCCGGCCCCACCACAGCCUAUCAAACACAUUCUAGGACUCUGUGACCCUGGGGCCUGUAUCCUGGGAACAGUCCAAGGAGGGGCAGGGAGGCAGGGCCAACAGGUCUACCCUCUCUGCUGUGGGGAUGUCAGAGGCACCCAGCUCAGCUGCUCCCAAAAUUCCUUUUUAUGUGCUAAGGGACACAGAAUAGGCUUCUGGUCUGAAUGUGAAUCAAAGACUGGUUUUGAAAAAAAAAAAAAGUUGAAGCGUACUUUUUGUCCCCCA